Messenger RNA from Synchytrium microbalum, 1380 nucleotides. RefSeq lists its product as uncharacterized. Gene Ontology annotation, molecular function: oxidoreductase activity. NCBI's taxonomy places the organism in Eukaryota, Fungi, Chytridiomycota, Chytridiomycetes, Synchytriales, Synchytriaceae. The coding region runs from base 1 to 1380 and encodes 459 amino acids. The transcript has 12 exons. The record is from RefSeq and is a predicted model, not a curated record.
AUGACAACUACUAUGAAUUCCACAACUACCGAUGGACGAUUCAAGUCUGCAUUACUUCACCGCCUGCCACAUCAUCGAGACUCAACCGAUCAGAAAGUUCCUCAUCAUCGACCAUCAGCCGAUAAGAAGGUGUCUCGUCGUCACGUAUCCUUCGAUCACAAGUCAACCAACUUGUACAAGCCCAACGUCGACUUUGCUCCACUCUCGUUACCAUCCUCAUGUAAUCCGGCGUAUUUCAAGGAUUUCGGACUUGAAAUCAAGAAUGUCGAUCCCGGAAACAUGACUUCUGGUGAGAAGAAAAUGGUUGUGGAGUUGCUGUAUAAGCACUCGGUUCUCGUCUUCUCCAACGUCAAGGUCGCUCCAGAAGACCAAUAUGAAUUCACCAAGAUGUUUGACCCUGUAUCUGAACAAUAUGGCCACGGAAACGCAAGAGUCCAAUCCACCCAAAAAUCCAUCCUACAUCCAGACCUCAAGACCAUCCCACGUGUGCCUCAAGUGCAACUUAUUGGAAACGGCACCUUGUACAACCAUGAGGGUUUAGCUGAAGCCAAGCUGAAACAUCCUAGUCAUCAGAGCUUUCAUGGAACGUCUGUGUCUGAGGAUGAUGAAAAGAAGGGUGUUACGAGAUUUUAUCGAUGGCACAUUGAUGCUGCGUUGUAUAAUCUGGAUCCACCAAAAGUCACAACACUAUUCGCCAGCACUGUACCACACCGAGCACCACAAGUAUGUCGCUACGACGAUGGUACUGGUGAUGAGCUUAAAGUUCCUUUCGGAACCACUGCAUUCUCAUCAGGCGCAACAAUGUUCGACAUUCUUCCAAAGGAGCUGAAAUCAGUCGCCGUCCGUGCCCAAAUCCAAUACGCUCCACAUCCAUACGUGUGGAUGUCAAACUGUAAAUCCAACAGUGUCGGAUUGGGACUCUUGUCUGAAGAUAAAGAGCUGCCUCUGGAUGAACUACCGGAAUGGCAAGCUGAUCAGAUAAAGAUUUUGCCUAUGUGUUGGAAGAACCCAGUCACGGGACGCCUCCACCUACAAGUCCACCCCUCAGCCAUCAUGGCAAUCAUAAUCGCUCCAUUACCAGACGAUGAUACAGCCGAAUACCGUGAAAGUGCAAGGUACCCUGAUGGUGCCUUCAUUGACGACUUGCAGGAAGCGCGUGAUUUGGUGUAUGAGAUGCAAAGACCUGGUAUUGCACCAGAGUUGUUGUAUUGCCAUGAAUGGAAGGAGAACGAUUUUGUGGUAUUCAACAACCGUGGUGUUUUACAUAGUGUUGUUGGAGCACUCAAGCCUGAUGAUGUGCGAGCUAUGCAUCAGUGUAAUCUCGCUGCUUCAGAGCCUGUAGUUGGACCAUCGGAGGAGGAUGUAUUGAAUUUUGCUUAA